AAGGUGGUUGGUCAAAUUUGCGGAAUAGUUGGGGUAAUUGGAGGAGCGCUUUUUUCAUAAGCUAUAGGCCUACUUGCUGCUUUCACUAUCCAUCAACAUCAAGAUAACGGGAUUUCAAAAUAACACGGACGAGUUGUUCAGCCAAGGAUUCUCUGUUAAUAAAGUUCACUACAAAAUGUCUCUGGGACGAAUCAUAGACAAGCCCUUGAACGCUACGCUGUCAAAGAUCGAGCUCACCAAGCUGGACUCAAAGAGCGUGGAAGAGUUGAGAGAGGAGUCAAUAAGCUCCCAGAGCAUCACAGACACCUCUCAGCGCUGUCUGAAGGAGACCUUCACUGUCUCUGAAGAACAGCCCUCCAUGUACACGUUCAGUCCUUCACCACCUUGCUAUCCUGCUGCAAGAGCCUCCUUGGACGCGUCUCUCAGGUCUAGAAGGCAUUCUGUUUCUGCACACCCACUGCAGACUGACGGCUGCUCUGUGUAUGCUUCGGACCCCCCCUCUGUUCAAGAGAGACUGGACAUCUACGGUGCUCCUGUCAGGAAGAGUUCCUUAGAGGCCCGGAGGGUGACCGACCUCAGAUCACCUCAUGCCUUUUCCAGAAGCCCCAGAAGCCAUUCUGUGGAAAGCUGUUCCAGAGAGCCUACGAAGCCCAGAUUACUGUCCACCCCGCCACAAAAGCUAACUGUGCCACUGAGGAUGCGUCACCCUCAAGACCCCCAUAUUUCCCCCCACCAACAGCUGCGUUCCCCUCAGUCAGCUUCCGCAGCAGAGAGUCGCCACAGGCUCCGGCCGAACCUUUCCUCGGACUCCUCCCUGCCAUCAGUGCGUGCCCCUUACUCCCCGAAGAAGCUCGACGAGGACUUUCUAAAGGUCUACCACAAGUUUGUCUGCCAGAACAAGUCUGGUUCCCUUAAUGGGAUUUCCUGCCGCCUCUGUGCGAGAAGCUCUAAGGCCAGCAUAAGCUUGGCUCUGGCAGCUCUCGCCCUGUCGCCGCCCCGCUCAGUGUGAGGAAACGCCACAGGGAGUGAAAUGUGGACAGCCAGCCCCAGUCGAAACGCCACAGGGACGAGUGAUGCCCGUCCUCUCCCGGGUCCGUACGGCACGGCAAAGAGCUUCUGAGGCGCCGUCUCUCUCCGUAUGAGCAGUCCCAUGAUGGCGUCUCCUAUAGCGCCACUAGACCCAGCAUGUUCCAAAGAUUCAACACCCAGCAGCGCUCAGCAGAAGCACAUCAGGAGACCUGGAGGUGUCUGCGCCGCCAUGUGUCUGCAGCUCAUUUUCAUGACAUGGGAAGUUCACUUGAGAACAGAAGAAACCAUGGCUGGUCUCCCGGGUGAGUAUAAGGAACUCUGAACACUGUUUGUUUUUCUAUGCAAGCCCAUUGCGGCCAACGAAAGAAAAAAGUCCAAGUAACCUGGGAUAACCUGGAAUAAUGACUCGGUAUUUGUGGGUAUGCUAUUUUGGUAACAGAGCAAAAAACACAUCAAAUCAACCCGUUUGAGAUGAAGAGGCCCUGUUAUGAAACUUCCUCUCCGCAGAGGCAUUUUCAUAACAGCGUCAUGUAGAUUUUGUUCAGUGCGGUUUCACCAUUUUGUUAAAAUGUGUAACCAUUUUGUUUCCAGUGAAGUGGUUUCCCUUCAUUGUAAGGAUGAAAACUUAACUUCAUUACUUGUAGGUUAGUGUGUGCACAUAAAAAAAGUGCAACUACAGACAUAUAGAAAAUGUUCAGGCUUGUUAUUCUGCUAAUUUAAAAAUAAAUAGGUUUAAUGAUUGCUGCAGACACUGAGGAAUCAAUAUGAAUCUAAACUGAGCAAGUCCAUUUCAGCUACCUGUAGAUUUAGGGUUAGGGUUAGGUAACUAAAUGUCACGUGGUCGAUUAGUGAUUUAUUUGCAGGGGAUAUUAAUGGUCCCCUAUUUUACUUUUUUUCAUCAGU
This is a messenger RNA of Notothenia coriiceps (black rockcod), 1932 nucleotides long. RefSeq lists its product as uncharacterized. The coding region runs from base 176 to 1009 and encodes 277 amino acids. The transcript is spliced from 6 exons. The record is from RefSeq and is a predicted model, not a curated record. NCBI's taxonomy places the organism in Eukaryota, Metazoa, Chordata, Actinopteri, Perciformes, Nototheniidae.